AUGCCUUCGAUAGUCCUUGUUUCUGAAAUCAUAUAUAAUGCAUCUAAAGGCUCCAAAUUCUUCAAUCGCGAAGAAGAACGAGACAAGAACCUGACUCAAAAGAUCGAACAAAUCAUUGCUCGCAAGACUCAAUUGGAGAAGAGAGACCUUACCCGCGACUUGCGCAACGCUGAUCGUCUCAUCGCCGAGCUUGAGCUUACCCGUGACUUGACUCAGCAUAUAGUACACGUUGAUUGCGAUGCAUUUUACGCAGCGGUUGAGCAGCUUGAUCGCCCUGAGAUAAAAGAUCUCCCGUUUGCUGUCGGCGGUGGCGUCUUGACUACAUGCAAUUAUGUUGCUCGAAAGUUUGGUUGUCGAUCAGGUAUGGCUGGCUUCGUAGCCAAGAAGCUAUGUCCGAACUUGAUCCUCCUCAAACCCAACUUUCAAAAGUACACCGCUAAAGCGCAUGAGGUCCGGGAAGUUCUUGUCAACUACGACCCGCGCUUUGAGAGUGCUUCGAUUGAUGAGGCGUACUUGAACAUUACAGAGUACUGCCAGGAACAUCAGAUGGGCCCAGCAGAGGUUGUCGAGCAGAUGAGGAGAGAAGUUCACCAAAAGACAAAUAUCACCGUCUCUGCUGGUAUUGCAGCCAAUGCAAGACUUGCAAAGAUUUGCUCAAAUAUGAACAAGCCCAACGGCCAAUACGUUUUAUCCAGCGACCGACCCACCAUCUUGGCUUUCAUGCGCGACUUAUCAACGCGGAGCGUCAAUGGCAUAGGCCGAGUUCUUGAAAGGGAACUUUUAGAAAUUGGUAUCAAGACUUGCGGUGACCUCUACGAGCAUCGCCAGUACUUGAAUCCACUAUUUGGCGAGAAAACCUCCGAGUUUCUGUUCACAUGCUAUUUAGGACUUGGACGCACCAAGAUCCAGCCAGCGGAAGAAUACGAGCGUAAGAGUGUUGGUACUGAGAGCACAUUCCGCGACAUGUCUGAUCCAACACAACUUCGAGAAAAGCUCCGCUCAACAGCCGAAGAUUUAGAACAGGAUAUGAAGCGUGCGGAAUGUAAAGGUCGGACCCUAUGCCUCAAGGUGAAACUUCAUACUUUCGAAGUUUUCACUCGUCAGGCCGUCCUUCCGAGAGCCAUAUGGCUCGCUGAUGACCUAUACAACUAUGCCCUCCCUAUUCUCACUAAGCUGGAACAAGAUAUGCCUGGCAUGAGGCUGCGGUUGAUGGGUUUGAGGUGCACACAUCUCGUCAAAACAAAGAAACCCGACACCAUGGCUUUCUUUGGCUUCAAGCCUCGACGUACAGAUUCUGAAGAACGCAAACCAGAAGAGACCCUAAAGAGGAAGGCAAGUGACGAUGGUGAAUGGGAGCAAUGGCCAGAAGCCGAUUUUCAACUUGAAGACGCAGAUGGUCUCCUUGAAGGUUCUUCCAGUAACCAAGAUACUCCUGAACAAUCGCCAGGUCGCAGACAUGGCAAGGAGAUUGUCCCUAAUCCCAUCAAAGCGGGUGCUGUUGAAGAGCAAUGGUGGGAUUGCCCCAUAUGCAGUAGGCCGCAAGCUGCCAAUGAACGACAAUUCAAUGAGCAUAUCGACCUUUGCUUGUCGAGGCAGACGAUCCGCGAGGCUAUCCAAACGGAUAGCACAUCAAUAAGACGCGACCCGACGCCAGAAAGUAAAAGGCCACGGACGAUAGAGAAGAAGAGAGGGAGGCCAAAAGUGCCAGAUCCCAAACAGAAACAGCUGUUCUUUGGAUAG
Messenger RNA from Fusarium graminearum PH-1, 1740 nucleotides. RefSeq lists its product as uncharacterized. Lineage: Eukaryota; Fungi; Ascomycota; Sordariomycetes; Hypocreales; Nectriaceae. Gene Ontology annotation, molecular function: damaged DNA binding; DNA-directed DNA polymerase activity. The coding region runs from base 1 to 1740 and encodes 579 amino acids. The transcript is spliced from 2 exons. Gene Ontology annotation, biological process: error-prone translesion synthesis. The record is from RefSeq and is a predicted model, not a curated record. Gene Ontology annotation, cellular component: nucleus.